Messenger RNA from Ictalurus furcatus (blue catfish), 2181 nucleotides. RefSeq names its product parvin, gamma (gene parvg). Gene Ontology annotation, molecular function: actin binding. The record is from RefSeq and is a predicted model, not a curated record. The transcript has 12 exons. Gene Ontology annotation, cellular component: focal adhesion; actin cytoskeleton; cytoplasm. NCBI's taxonomy places the organism in Eukaryota, Metazoa, Chordata, Actinopteri, Siluriformes, Ictaluridae. The coding region runs from base 823 to 1764 and encodes 313 amino acids. Gene Ontology annotation, biological process: substrate adhesion-dependent cell spreading; actin cytoskeleton organization; establishment or maintenance of cell polarity.
UGUCUUCACUGCUUCCUUCCUUAACAAAAGCAGGUUAGCGUUUAUUGACUAAUUCACGUUUGUUCUUUCUUGCCUUUAAAGUUGCUCAGACAAAGUGUGCAAAACAGGAGGGUUAAACCUGUGAUUAUCUGCUGGAGUGGGAUUUUGAUUGUCACAGUGUUGACUUGCAAAUUCACGUGCACAAGGGACGAGAGCAGAGAGCAAGGCCAGAGUGCGUGUGCUGCUGAUGCGCUGCUGAAGGUAGGCCUGUUUAUUCCGAUGUGUUUCGAGACGUGGUGCGAAGGCUUGUGUCAACUUGAGGCAAAUAGGCCUGACAACCAUCACCACACGCAAAUAAACAGUUCUAUCUCCAUCUGUUUCAGAGAUGUUUUCUCUGUCAGUUUGUUGUGUCAGUGCUGGUGUGUGUGUGUGUGUGUGUGUGUGUGUGUGUGUGUGUGUGUGUGUGUGUGUGUGUGUGUGUGUGUGUGUGUGUGAGAGUGAAAAAUAAAGUGAAAAGACAGAAACUGCUGCAGCCUGCAAAUGUUUCCAUCCUUCCAUCAAGUGAUCAUUUUAGGCAGAGUCUUCUUGUGUUCUUUGGCUAGCAUAGAAACCCCGUAAAUUUAUUUGUCUUCUUCGUGUCAUGACCUUAGUAUGAAGAAUGAAUGAAUGCGAGACAGCAUCUUAUGAUAACAAAGUCACAAUAUACCAGCAAUUUAGCAGAAAAACAGAUACAAACAGAUGAUUCAACUGUGAGCUUGGUAUUUGUUUGAAUUCAAUACAGUACAUACCAGUGGAUGUUUAAUUAUACAUUUUAUUUAUGUAUAAUUGAUCAGAGAACAUAAAAUGGAUAAAGUGGUGGAAUCUGAGCAAGGUAAUCAGGGAGCUGUCCAAGGAGAAAGAAGAAAGAUCAUCCAGCCUUCAUCUUUAAAUGAUCCCAAACUAGUGAAGCUUAAAGAGGUGCUGGUGGAAUGGAUCAACAGUACUCUGAAGUCAGAGCACAUUGUGGUCCAGACUCUGGAGGAAGACAUCUAUGAUGGACUUGUGAUUCAUCACCUACUAGACAGUUUAGGAGGAGUGUAUUUAGGGGUAGAGGAGAUCGCUGUAACCAGUGCUGCCCAGAUGUGCAAACUGGAGUUGAUUAUGCAGGCCCUCAACCAGGAGCUAGGGCUUGGUGCCGAAGCAGACAGUACAGCUAGAUGGAGUGCCAAACUCAUCCACAGUCGAGACCUGCUGGCGACUCUGCAUCUGCUGGUGGCCAUGGUGAAGCACUACCAGCCUGAACUGGCCCUUCCCCAAAAUGUCAGCGUGGAAGUCCUCCUGUUUGAGGUAAACAAAGAUGGCAUCAAAUCUGACAAGCAGAUAGAAUACAUCACUCAACAAAGUGAGGAUACAGAAGGAUGUAAAAAAGACGACCCCAUAGAUGAGCUGCUCAAGCUCGAUGAACACAAAAUUGCCACAGUCCAAAAGGCCCUCUUGCACUUCAUCAAUAAGAACAUGUCGCCAUUAAGGUUGCAAGUGUCUGACAUCGAGAAACAGUUUGCAGAUGGUGUGAUUCUGCUUUUGCUGAUUGGUGAGUUGGAGGGCUUCUUCAUUCCACUCUACGAGUUCUACCUCUCUCCUGCCUGCCACUCAGAGAUGCUUCAUAAUGUCACCCUGGCUUUGGAUCUACUUAAUGACAGGGAAAUACAAGUACAGAAUGUUGAUCCAGAAGAUAUUGUGUCCCAAGAUUUGCCGGCUACACUGAAAGUACUGUAUGCCUUGUUCAGGAAACACAAAUACAAAUAAUCCCCUGCAAGCCACAUCUACAGCCUCUGAUGAAAAUGACUGUAAAGGUCAUGGGAUAAGCUUUUAAUCCACCUGGAGUACAAUGUUGUAACUAAUAUACAUUACGAAAUUGUGACAGCAGUUUUAAUAAAAGUGAGUGAACACUGGAUUGCUCAGCACAUCACGCAGAUAGUGACAGCAUGGUGACCCCCUCCGUUUCUGUCUCCCUUAUCUUCCCACACGCUCUCUAAUUGAAUGGUCACCCUUGAGCUUCUCGCUCGUCCUUAAAGACAGAAUGCAUUAUGGUGUCCCUCUUGCUCUGAAAUAAAUACCUUUCCAUUAAAAGCUUGACAUGUGUCCUCCAUUCAGUCUGUUUUUGUCAAGAGCUUUGUUGUAAAAACCCUUGUUGCUACCAGCUUAAAACUUACUUGAAUUACC